AUGGCCAAUACUGGCAAGUACAACUGCAGUGAGUUUGAAACUCCAGAUGGAGAUUAUUAUGAUGUCAUUGAGCUGCCGUAUGAAGGGGGAGAGCUCAGCAUGUUGAUAGCUGCACCUUAUGAGAAACAUGUACCACUGUCCGCCAUCACAAACAUCCUGACUUCAGAGCUCAUCAACCAGUGGAAAGCCAAUAUGAAGAAAUCAACUCGUCUCCUCGUUUUGCCCAAGUUUUCUUUGGUCAGUGAGGUCAAUCUGAAGACUCCUCUUGAGCGCCUCGGCAUUGAAGACAUGUUCUCAGAGGAAAAAGCCGACUUUAGCCGCUUAUCAAAUGAAAGGCCACUGUAUGUGUCAGAAGCAUUCCAGAAAAUCAAAGUUGAAGUGACGGAAAGUGGAACGAGAGCUUCAGCUGCUACAGCUGCCAUUCUAAUGGCUCGUAUGGCUCCUCUUGAAGUCAUCAUGGACCAUCCUUUCUUGUUCCUCAUUCGACAUAACCCAACAGGUAUGCUGCUGUUCAUAGGACAAGUCAUGGAGCCAUGA
Molecule: messenger RNA, 537 nt
Organism: Staurois parvus
Lineage: Eukaryota; Metazoa; Chordata; Amphibia; Anura; Ranidae
Source: the annotation of a GenBank genome assembly